ACAAUAGUACAAUACUCCGUAAUUCCCAGUUCCAAUUCUUUCUACAUUUUGUUUUAACUUGUAAUUCUUUCUACAUUUAUGCACCUAAAAACUUCUAUAUUUCUACAAUUCAUUCUAUACUUCGACGCAAUGGCCAACUCCAAUUUUUUCUACAAUUACUACACCUAAAAAAUUUCUUCAGGUUUUUUCCUUCGGCUCUGGUGUCAUAUAUCCGACAAUUCACCUACUUCCAUAUCCAGAGGAAAAUUGUGACACUUACUCUAUAAUCACAGUAUGUGUUUGGUAUUCAUGCACAGUUGUUGACCAGUAUUGCCAUGCAAAACUUUGCUAACGGGGUGAGUAACAAGGAAAGCAUUUGGCAAUUGAUGCAAUGUCUGCAUCUAGUAAAUAUGACCUUACUUCCAGUAGCCCAGAUAGGAUGGUAUACGGAUCUGGGCAGUGUAGAUCCUAUGGAGCAACUUUACUUGAGAAAACAGGUAACAUGGACAAUCCAAUGAAAUCUUCUCUUCCAAACAUGGCAAGAAGCAGCAGUUCUGGUGCAACCCAGGGAGAUGUUGUCAAAUUCUUUCAGUGCUUACGUAUUGAUCCAAAAGCAAUGGUUACUGAACACAAACUCAGACAAAUAGAUUUUAAGCGGCUUACAAGUCUAUCACUUGGUGCACCCCUGGAAGAUUCUCCAUCCAUGCCUUCAAAAGGAAAACCGAUAUCUUCUUCCUCGCCCGAGGAUGUUAGACGGCUAAAGUUAAGUCUUCGAGAAAGUUGCAGCAAGGCGAGGGAACGUGUGAAGAUAUUCUACGAAUCUUCAUCUGUCUUCAACAAAUGUUUUCCUAAUGUUCCGUCAAGGAAAAGAUCUCGCCCAGAUGUCUUAUCCAAUGAUAGAAACAGUGCUUUGUUUUCAAAUGAACGUCCAGUUUGUGGGACAAGCAUUAGUAAGAUGGGGAUUCAAAACCUUAGCAACAUCAGUGGGUUUGAAGUGGAGCAGCAAAAGUCAGAUGAAAGGACAAAAACUAUUAUUCCAAGCAAACGUACCCGAACUUCUAUGUCUGAUGUACGACCGAACACUCCUGCAAGGCAAUCAGGAAAUCUUGAUAGGGAUAUGGAUUUACUAAGGCUUCCCAACAAUAACCCUAUCCAGUGCGAUGAUCGAACAUCAACAUCUCUUCCCAUUGAAGGUUGGGAGAAAUUAAGGAUGAAGAAAAAGCGUUCUGGAAUAAAGCCAGACGUUGCUGGGGGUUCUGCUGCUGCUAAAACAGUUGACGGCUAUCAAGAAUCAAAACAUGGAGUGCAGUCACGACUUCUAACUGAUGCUCGUCCAAGGUUGGGUGAAAACCAGAGCUUCAGAGCAGUCGACCCCGGGAAGCGUGUAGAAGCACUCUGGUUUGCGCAAAGAAGAUCGACGGUUAGAACUGACCGCCUCUGGUUCGCGCGGAAAAGUGGAGAAGCAUUCAAACAGGGAGAACCGUUCAAACCUGGAGAAGGAGAAGGGCUCAAACCUGGAGGAGAAGCGUUCAAACCAGGAGAAGGAGAACCGCGUGAAGAGCAGGGAAAAGGUAGAAAGUGAUUGGGAGAAAAAGUGGAGGAUCUGGCUAGAUGAGUUUCGCACCAAGUUGCGCCAACAACGUCGCCGGCGUGGACGAUCGCGGACCGUGCGACGCUGCCAGAAUUCGAAGAGAAAAGUUUCAUCGUCAUCGCAGACUGACUCUAAUAGUUCGCAGGUUUGGUCUCGGUCGCAAGCAACUACUCCCAGUUCGCCAACUUCGCCACCCGCAGAUGUCCCCAGUUCACAAGCUCUAUCGCCAGCUGAUCCCUAUUCGCAAAUUUCAACCUCCCCUCAGGAGUCAGAUAAUCAGCGGCAACCUUCCCAUGAAGGUAUUUUUUCUACGUGCCCCAGAGAAAAGGUAGAAGACGACAGAGUCCAGUUGGGUCCUAACAGUGCUGAGGAUGUUCAGAAGGUCGCCAAUCUAGAUCAAAAUUCCGCUAGAGAAGAUGAUAAUUCUUCUCUGGAGAAGAAACCGCUGUCCAUGGUCAGUACUGUUGACCCUGGAAAAAACGGAGAACAUGCAGAGUGUUUUGAGCUGGAAGUACCUCAGGCCCUUAUACCUGGAGUUCGUUCUGUGGCUACAAGAGCUAUUGGCUCCCCAGACGUGGUUCAAAACUCAUUCAAGCUCCUGGUAGAUUCAUUGAGGCACACAGAUGCAGAGAGGUUAACAAGAGUUUUCAUAACGUGCUUAAUGAAAGAGACUAAAGCAGAGUUGCAACACUGUCAUUAUGAAUACGUUUCUGAAUUUGGGGAUAAAGCCCUGUUGUUGGAAGAGAAGAACAGGGCUGUAAGGAGAGGAAAGUACAGAGUUGAAGACAUGAGGGGAUGGAAGGAAAAAGGGGGCUGUAUGAACAAACCUAAACAUUGGAUGGAAGGAUUGAGGGGAAGGACACCUACGAGUAACAAUCAACAGGCUGAGAUAGAAAGACAACGGAGUAAAGAGGGAAUUACAACGCAAAAGGCCUUCUGGGUGCCAGGACAAUUAAAUGACCAAGAUGGAGGCAAAAUCGUGGUAAUCCGUAUUGAUUGUGUAGCUACUCACAAGCUUGUCCCACAGGAAUUGGUUGAAGAUAUGGAGCUGGUCUAUAACACAACACCUAAGUUGCUGAGGGAGAUGGAGCAUGGGGAACAGGUUUUCAAUAAUGGUAUAUGUAAAAGCUUACAGAUAUGGAUAUGGGUGCAGGGUUUAAUUAUCAUUCACAAUUUUUAUUUACUAGAACCGGGUGGAACUGAUAUAGUACUGGAAAGGGAGUGGUUGACAAGAGUAGGGAAUAUUGAAGUUAGUUACAGAAGAUUGAAUGUUCCUGGAUCUUUAAGAGCAUUGUUGAACAACGAAACCAGCAGAGAGCUUGUCAGGACCCACUUGCAUUCCCUCGUCAGAGAUUAUUUAAAUGAUUUUCUUGUUGGCAAGAGGCUUCGGUGGCUAAACUUUUGCAACUCUCUGAAGCGAUGUGGAAUUGUACAUAUGAUGACUAAUGGAAAGGAGACCGCUCUUGAAGUUCAGUCCCUCAGGGUGUUAGAAUCUUGUGCUGUGAAGAACACUAAUUGCUAUUCAUUAAGCAUGUAUCAGGACCUGUUGGGGUCAACAACACUUUAUAAUGAUGAAUGGGUGAGUAUUUUUAUUACCUAUGCUGUCUUGAGGCUGACAAUAUUGGAUAGCAAAAGAUGGGAAAAGGUAAUUGUGCAUAAACUGGAGGAUCAGGUAAAAGACAUAUAUACAACAGAGAGGAGGAUUCAAGCACGGGCGUGGAAAACCAAUAUUACUAUGAUGAAUGUUGGGCCUGAUGCUUUUGUAUCUACCAGAGUCCAAUCUCAUAAUGGACCAGUCACAUUUUUUUCUAAUUGGAACAGAAAUUGGCAUAUUCUCACAUGUUACUGCUUCGCUGAAAUCGGGACAAGAUGUUUGUGGAGCCCUUGAGGGUGAAGGUUCCAAUCAACAAAGCACUGAAGGUGCUAGAAAAUCUACCCGGAGGGGUGUGGAGGUUCGGUUACUUCCCAUGGGGACUUUGGUUGCGGCUGUACCUGCUUCUAUUGGAUGUGCCGUCCUGGAUGCAUCUCGAGGUUCACUGGAGUUCUUCAACUCAUUUUUGGGUAAUGAUCUAGAUGUAUCAAAAGGUGAGGAUUGGAAGCUGAAAGUGGUUCACGGGAUUGAUGACAGAAUAAUAUCCAUGGACUGUCCUGCUACUGGAACUCAGUGGCUUUACAGCAGAGUUGAUCAAAACGGAUAUGCAGAAUAUAGUGGAUUUGGGGGUACAGAUCUGCUGGAUGCAUUGACGAGUAUUAUGUCAUUGAAAAGGAUCAAGAGCAUGCAGGAGGAGUCAAAUCUUUUGCAUUACAGGGAAAUACGGAAAUUUUGGUCAAUGGAGACAACUACCAAAUUUGGAUGAUUUUUGGGAAAGUUUUAGCAAAGGCUAGGAGGAAUGGAUGACAAAGGUUCAAGUACCGAAGCUAAAGGAACUGAAAUCAGAGAAAUAUUGGGAAGGAAGGGGCACGAGGAUGAAGCUAGAUGGCAUAGCUGCUCUUACUCCCCACCUUGAGGACAAGGUGGUUGUCAAAGGGGGGAGUGAUGAUAGAGACCUGGACUUAUGGGCUAAAAUAUUUUAAUAAAAUGUAAUAGUGGGCUGGGCCAAAUAAUUAGAUAGAUUGAGGGAAGCCUCAUUUGGAAAAGAAUAAAUAGAAGGAGUAGAAGAGGGAGAGGGUAGGCUGGAAUUCAGUUGGAAUUAGGCUGGGAGAGUGAGGCCUCUCGAAGAGUCUCGAUUUCUUUCGAUUUCCGCACCUGUAAAACUCAGAUUACCGUCAAUUUACUACCUGUUUUACCGUGUACCUAUCACGCGUCAAGGCGUACACCUUGAAUUUUGAGAUGUAAGCCUCUUGUCUUGAAAAAAAACUUGAUCCUCAAAACCUUUUCUGUACGCCUCACCUUGAGGCGCACCUCAAAACCCACCUCUUAUGCGCCUUUUUAAGCCAUGGUUGGUGGAAUCUCGUAGUUAGUUAGCAUGGUGCAAUAGUUCUCAAGAUUUUUUCCCCUGCAUAAUGCCAGCUGGCAUGCCAGCUUGCCAGCUGAGCCGCAUUUGUAUACAGAUGGAAGUAAAAUAUACCAAAGCUUGUUGUAACACCUUGACAAACUUCAAAACAAUUUGAUGUUAUGAACCAACAUAUCCAAAAAAACAGUUCAUAUGAUACCCAUCAAUUGAUAGAACAAUAUAAAUUGGAAAAGAGACGUGCAAAGUUCAGGAACUCGUUCUUUUUUUUCUUUUGAAUUCAGACUUUUUAAAGCUACAUAGUUGUUAAUAAAAACAUAAAAUAACCUUGCUCAAUAACACACACACUUGGAAAUAGAAGAAAUAUAAUAAACCACCUUAUAGAAAAAAAUACAAACAACAACAAUGACAUUCAAGUCUUAUUCUCAAAAGAUUUUGGGAUCAGCUAACAUGAAUCGAUCUAUGAUACCAAAACCAAAAAGAGAAGAAAGAUAAAAAGAAUAAAAAGAUAAAGUAUGAUAAAACGGAUAAGAUAAAGAUAAAUAUUAGAUAAAAAUAACAUAAGAAUAUAAAAAAGAUAAAAAAAUAAAAAGAUAAAAAAUAAAAAGAUAAAAGAGCAUAUGAAAGAUAAAAGAUAAAAAUAAUAUAAGAACAUAGAAAGAGAAAAGAGAUAAAAGAUAAAGAGAGAGAAAAGAGAUCAAUCGUCCGCACAAAUAUGCGCCCUACACAUUGCUCUUUCUAAAGCCAUACUCUCAUCCAACCCAAGAAGAAGAAUAUCAGUUCUGAUUCCUCUAAUUCAAGUCUGUUUGAGUCUUCCUUCCCCUCUCCUCCCCAUCUCUUCUCCCCACCUCUCAAGUCGUCUAACAUUGCGCACAUGACCAAACUACCGCAAUCGAGACUCCUACAUCUUAUCUUCUAUAGGUGCUCUUUCACCGGUAUGCUCACACAUCCAACGCAACAUACACAUAUCUACCACACCUAUCUUUUAAAUGUGAUAUUGUUUCACUGCCCAACACUCUAUGCCAUACAUCAAUGUAGUCCUAAUUUACUCGAAAAAAUACAAAAUAACAGAAAAAUUUAAAGGUGAAGUAGAUCUUCUGGUGUCAGAAUUUUAACUGGUCAGCGAUGGAUUCCAAAAAGCUUAAUUGAAGAAUUUGUGUUUCUUUAUUAUAUGGGCUCUCUCCCUUAUUUUGGCUUUCGAAUGUUGGAGCAUAUGAGAAGGAAAAAACAACAGUGUAGGGAAGGAACGUGCUACAAUGAUACCAAAUUGUUUCGGGUGUUGUUAAGAGAUGUAAAAGAUUGAAGUGAAUAAAAAUGAAGAGCAUCCCAGCCCUUGGCAAGAAGUGGCGGCGUUCAACCUUGUCAAGAUUCCAAGAAAUAACUUCGAAGUUAUUGGUGAUACUUUUGGUGUAUAUAACACCUUUACUUAUACUAUUUCUAACAGUCCUUGUGGACUAGUAUUACUGCAACUUCAUAUGAGCCCGUAACAUAAUUCUAAACUAUUACUAUACUGCUAUUAGGAAUACUAAGUAAAUAUAAUUCUUAUACUAAUAGGAAAGUAGUCUUAAAAAUAGUAGGAAAUUAAUAGUAAUGUUAGGGACCUACCUAUUAGUGUUAUACUAAUAAUAGAAGUACUAAUAAUAAUAUUAGUAAUAAGGGUCUCUAUUAUAAAUAGACGGGAAGGGGGAGUAGUAGGAGGGGGCUUUUGGACGUAUAGUCUGGGACUUAGGAAGAUCGAGAGCUAUUCUCUUUCUUUGGGUGGCUUCGGUUCAAUUGGGAGCUUCGGCUUUGGAUUUCUGUACUGUUCAUCUUCUUCUCUAAUAAAGUCGGUUUGGUUUCUUGUUCCCUUUUUGUAAUUUGUUCUGGAAUUCUGGAGGUUCCUAUCAAUUGGUAUCACAGUGCGUCGAUCUCUGGAGGAGAUACUCGCGCGCAAAAUGGAAAGGAAAACUAACGACCUGGAAAGAAGUCAAAGGGAAUCAGCCGCAGCUGUGGCGGCGAAGAUAGCAGACUUACGAGCUACGAUCGUGACCUUGGUGGAGAGAGGUCAACAUCCAUCAGGAAGCAGAUUGCGUACAUCGGAAUUUUCGUAUCGUUCCUCGCAUCGCACGCCUGGCCAUCACCACUCGCGUCACUCGUGAGAAUCAGUAAGUUCAGGGGAUUCGGAAGGGAAUUCUGACUAUUUGUAUCCGCAUCGCUCUUCGCAGAGUUCUUUCCAUCGCUCUUCGCAAAGUUCUUCCCAUCGUUCUUUGCAGAGUUCUUCUCAUCACUCUUAUCAUCGUUCUUCGCAUCAGAGUUCGCAGAUUUCCUCAACGAACAUCAGUUCGCAUUCUUCGUCUAAAAUGGCUUAUCGGAAGUCAACUAGUUCAAAGAAGGAGAAAUUACCUCUAUUCUACGAGGAUGAAGCAUACGAAUGGAUAGAGAAGAUGGAAAGAUAUUUUCGAGUCCAAGCUAUUGCAGAAAGAUUUAAAGUGGACGUGGCAACAAAGGCUAUGGGGGAAGAAGCAGAUGGCUGGUUUCAAUGGUGAGAUUUUCAAAAGAUAGAAGAUAGUUGGGAGGCUCUAAAAGAAGAUUUGAUUAGGGAUUUUCCACCUAGACACCGGCAGAAGACAGGGAAGACAGCAAAACAAGAGUCAACCAGAUCAACAAGAACUUCCUUCAGUUCUCAAAAGUCAUCGCCAACAUCACCCUUCAGUUCACAGGCUUCAAUUGCUACUACCAGUUUACUUCAGAAGCAAUCCAGAUGUGAAGUUUCCAGUUCGCAAUCCGGAAUUGUCUCAAUCCACAAGAAGGUUCAGAAGGAAUGGAAAAUGUGGAAUCUGAUUUAAACUCAUCUCCAAAGGAUGUUUUGAUUGAAGAAGUUUCCGAGUCAGUUCAAGCUUCGAUGCGGGAAAUUUCAUAGAGGACACCAACUCUUGAGUGGAAUCCGGUUGAAUCAUCAGUUUUAAAUGAACCUGUAAUCAAGAUGGAACCAACUGAACCUGUAAUCAUGCAAAGGAAUAAGAAAGAAAAAAUCAAGGAAGUUGCAGAAGAUAAAGUUGUUCUUGUCAAAAGUCAAGAACCUAGACAGCAAAGGGAGAUGUUUUCUGAAAACUCAUGCAUGGGUAAAAGGAGGUCUGGUCGAGAGAUUCAUGUUCAUCUUCUUUCUGGGAAAACGUAUACCAUUAUUCCAAUUGGGGCAGGAGAGUUCAGAAUUACAGGUUUCAUUGAGAAAACGGCAUGAAGUUAUGUGGAACAAAAUAUUGAAGCUAAUGAAAAGGUGAAGGUGAAACAAGGCUUGAAAAUGGCAAUGUUUUCUUAUGGUGAAGAAUCUGCUUACCUGCUGGGACGCCAAUUUUGGAAGUCUUACAUGGGAAAUAAUCUUUCCUUUUCCUUGGUUAGGAGAACUGCAACUGGAAUAAGGGGUAUCCUUACUUACCUGCUAAAAACUCUGAGGUUUUCCUUCUCAAAUAAGUUGGCUACUGAAGAUGCUGAAAUUUCAAGGAGUGAAGCAACUGAAACUCAAAGAUUUGAGUUAUACCCUGUAGCAAGAGCUAUUAGCAUAUGGAAGAAUGAGCACGGGAUGAUGGGUGAAGAUCAGUACCAGCAAGAUCAAAGACACAGAACUAAUAUUGAUUGAUGACUGGAAGGAAGAGGAGCUAAUGCUGUUUUUGCAGGAAGCAGUAAGAAGGAAGGUUCAAGUCAUGGAGUUCAGGAUCCUGAAAUUUGAAAGAUAUUGGGAAGGAAGAGGUGCAAGGAAGAAGAAGAAAGAGAAGAUUUUGGUUGUCUCCUACCGCCCACCUUGAGGGCAAGGUGGAUGUUUAGGGGAGAGUAUUGUUAGGGACCUACCUAUUAGUGUUAUACUAAUAAUAGAAGUACUAAUAAUAAUAUUAGUAAUAAGGGUCUCUAUUAUAAAUAGACGGGAAGGGGGAGUAGUAGGAGGGGGCUUUUGGACGUAUAGUCUGGGACUUAGGAAGAUCGAGAGCUAUUCUCUUUCUUCGGGGGGCUUCAAUUCAAUUGGGGGCUUCGGCUUUGGAUUUCUGUACUGUUCAUCUUCUUCUCUAAUAAAAGCAGUUUGAUUUCUUGUUCUCUUUCUAUAAUUUGUUCUGGAAUUCUGGAGGUUCCUAUCAAGUAAUAGCUCAACAAUACCCCUUCCAUAUUUAUUUACUUGCAACUAUAGGGUUAGCACCAUGGUUAUAUAUCAUUUCUUUCAAAAAUGUAAACUCAAGCUGUUAAUUGCAUAAUUUAAAAUAUUUUUGCAUUCAUGAAGAUAUAAUUAAUAUUAUAUCUUCAUUGUGAAUAAAUAAUAUUACGUACCAUCCGUCUAUAUAAUUGUAACGCUUAAUAAGUGAAAUAAAAACAUUUUAAAUUAUGUAAUUAAUGCAAUAAAUUUACAUUUUUGAAAAAACAACAUAUGACCAUAGUGCUAAAAAAACUUUUUAUGUAAAGUUUGGAGUAUUUAAAUUACACAUUCAAAUUUGGGGUGUUGACCUCACACUCCUUUAAAGUUUGGAGUAUUUGAAUUAUUUUUCCCUAAAGGAAACUAGUAAUAAUACCACUACUAAUAACAACGAUAAUAAUAUAUGCCUUCCUCGUCCUUUCAUGCGGCUCUAGCAUGAGACUCCACCCAUAUCAAAUUCUUCCCUGCCUGCCAAGAAUGGUUUUCCUGCGUGAUGUCUUGGACUUGAUAAAAUUGGGAUGGUAGUAGCUUUAUAUUUUGAUCCAGAGCUCUUUUUAAGGAGAUAACCAUUGGUGAUUUAGAGCCCGUUUGGUAACACUGAAAUCGGCUGAUUCUGCUUAAAUUUUUGAAGUUCUGGCUGAAGAGGCUGUAUUGGCUGAUUCUGCUGAUUUAUGAAUAAAUUAUUUUUAAAAUAUAUUCUAUUAAUAAAACAAAGAAAAAAAUUAGAUGAAAAAAUUGCUAAAAUGGUCAUCUACAAUAACUUCAGCCAAUACAGCCAAAAAAGUAACCCCAACCAUACUUUUUUAUUAUUAUUACACAAUUCAGCAAGCGAAAUCAAAAGUUACGUGUUUGAUUAAAAAGUUGGCUGAUAAGCUUGACAACUCGAAAAUCAGAGUCACCAAACGGGCUCUUAGUCAUUUAUGUAUAGAAUAGUAAAGUUCAAUCUUGACAAUGUGAUAGGAACCGACUUAUUAAACUAAUAAUAGAAGUAAUAAUAAUAAUAAUAAUAAUAAUAAUAAUAUGGGUCUGUGAGUAUUCUAGUUUAAAUAGACGGGAAUGGGGAGUUAGUAAGGAGGCUUUUGGACAUUCUGUCUUGGGACUGGGAAAGAUUAGAGAUUAAUCCUCUCUAUCUUUUGGGGGCUUCGGCCAUUGUUAUUGUUACUGUUCAUCUUCAAUAAAGAUUUUCAAUUGUUUCUUGAUAUUAUUUCCUGUAAUUGCUGUAUUUUCUGGAGAGUUCUAUCAUUGGUAUCAGAGCACGUUUUGAUCGCUGGAUGAUUUAGGCGUGCCAGGAUGGAAGGAAGAAUUAACAAACUGGAAAGAAAACAAAAAGAAACAUCGGCAACAAUGGCGACUAUGGCAACGACCUUGGCAGUCAUAAAGGCGGACAUCGCAAAGCUGGAGAAUAAAGUCCCGAGUCGCUAGCGAAACAAAUCGCAUACGUCGCACACUUCGCACCAUUCAAAUCGUUCUUCGCAUCGCUCUUCGGAAAGUUUUUCCCAUCGCUCUUCGCAGAGUUCUUCGCAUCACUCUUAUCAUCGCUCUUCGCAUCAGAGUUCGCAAACUUCCUCAACGGCCAUCAGUUCACAUUCAAGAAAGACACUAUUGAAAAGAGAAUCUUCUUCUUCACCAAAGGGUUUUCACUGUUCGCAUUCUUCGUCUAAAGUCGCUUCUCGGAAUUCAGCUAGUUCAAAGACGGAGGAAUUACCUCUAUUCCACGAGGAUGAAGCGAACGAAUGGAUAGAGAGGAUGAAAAGAUAUUUCUGAGUCCAAGCUAUUGCAGAAAAAUUUAAGGUUGACGUCCCAGCAGAGGCUUUGGGGGAAGCCGCAUGUGGCUGGUUUCAAUGGUGAGAAUCUCAAAAGAGAGAAGAUAGUUGGAAGGCUCUAAAGGAAGACUUGAUUAGGUGUUUCCCACCUAGACGCCGGCAGAAGACAGGGAAGACAACACAACAGGAGUCAUCGCGGCCGCCAAGAACUUCUCGUUCAAAAGUUUCUCACCCAGUGCUAGAAAUUUCCCAGUCAACAAAGAAGACCCAGAUGUGAACCUGUAAUCAAGCAAGUGAAUGAGAAAGACAAAAUCAAGGAGAAAAGACAUAUUCAAUGGCCAGAUUAUGUUUCCUCUAAUCUCGCAGAGGAUGUGGAUUUAAUUCCCAGCCAAGUUUCUAUUGCUGACAAGCUUAUUCAACCAUGUUCUUUUGGAAAUAGAGCCCUAAUUGCUUCUGAAACUGUUCUUGUCAAGAGUUAACUAUCUUUACAACCAAAGGAAAGGUUUUCAGAAAAAUUAUGCAUUGGUAAAAAUCGAUCUGGUACAGAGGCUCAGGAGGAGGAGGUUGGGCUUGUUUCAGGAGAAUCUGCUAUCAUUCUUGGAAACCACAAACCGAUUCAUGAUGCUGACAAGUCUAGUCAUUUCCAACAUCUUGGCAGAAAUCCAUUGCAACUUGCAACCUUAAGUGUUAAAAACUUAUCAGAAGUUCAAGGGAUAGAAUUGCAGCCAAUUGUUGAGGGCAUGAGAAGCUGCCCCAAGCUUGGCCUACAUAACCCAUUGAAAGCAUUAGAAGGAUAUCUAAAAUUGGGAGGCAUUACUACAAAGACUGUUCUUAGCCUAUCGCUUCCUGAUGUUUUUGACAUCUUCACAAGAGUAUUACAUAAGAUGGCUCUUAAGAGUUAUCAGCAAGCUCUAGGUGAAGUUGUUUCACCAAAUUUUUUAGAAAUACUCUAUGGUAAUCAGGUCCAUUCUCUGGCAAGAUCUUCUGAAGUGUCAGGAAGUUAUCUGGGACAGAACAGCCCCAGAUAAGCAUGUUCUUAAGGGCCAAUGCUACUUCUGUUUCAUGAUGGGAUAAUACCAUUGGAGAUUGUUGAAGUCUUAAAUUGAAAAAGAGGAACACAGUAUGACGCACGUUCUCAUAAACUUUCUUUUGACAUGUGUGGAUGAAGUUCUGUACAAGCUAUUUAGUGAGAAGUUUCACUCAAGAGAUAGGAUGGAGUCUGAGGGACAUGCAAUGCUGAGCAUGGUCAAUAGUUUCUCAUCCAGAGGUCUGGGAACUUCUUAUACCACCAUCAGCGAGGUACUGGGAGGGGGAGAGGCACCAGGAGGAAGAGGAAUUCCAGACUUGGUUCCUAUCAUCCCACCUUGAGGACAAGGUGGUUGUUUAGGGAGGGAGUAUUGAUAGGAACCGACUUAUUAGACUAAUAAUAGAAGUAAUAAUAAUAAUAUUAGUAAUAAGGGUCUGUGAGUAAUCUAGUAUAAAUAGAAGGGGAAGGAGGAGUUAGUAAGGAGGCUUUUGGACAUUCUGUCUUGGGACUGGGAAAGAUUAGAGAUGGGAUAAGACUCAAAUUGGACACUAUGGUUUAAUCAGAAUCUCAUAUUUGACACUAAGGUUUCAAUGGAUCAAAUUAGACACUAUGGUUUCAUAUGUAUCUCAUAUUGGACACUAAAGUUUCAUAAUUCAUAGGUUUUGGACACUCACUUAUAUUGGAUAAAGAUCUAAUUGGACACUCACUUAUAUUGAAUUAUGAAACUUUAGUGUCCAAUAUGAGAUACAUAUGAAACCAUAGUGUCUAAUUUGGUCCAUUUAAAACCUUAGUGUCAAAUAUGAGAUUCUGAUGAAACCAGUGUCCAAUUUGAGAUUAAUCCUCUCUAUCUUUUGGGGCUUCGGCUAUUGGGGGCUUCGGCUAUUGGGGGCUUCGGCCAUUGUUACUGUUACUGUUCAUCUUCAAUAAAGAUUUUCAAUUGUUUCUUGAUAUUAUUUCCUGUAAUUGGUGUAUUUUCUGGAGAGUUCUAUCACAAUGGCAUACUUUGAACUUGUGGGGGUGAGAAAUGAAUCUGAGUCCUUGUGAUUGUUGUGAACUUGUAUGCUAUUCAACUUCUUAUUUAGAAACAUGAAGGGGCAUUGGACUGGGAAAAGCUGAUGCAACAUCUCCACAAGCUUCUGUUGUUAUGCGUUCUUCAUUCUCCAAGGCUGAACAGGAUAAUGGUCAUCUCCAUGAUAGAAGAGACCGUUCAAUUGGUUCAGAGAAAGAAAGAAUAAAUGUUAGAACUGUCAACAAUGCCUCCAAGACAACUGCUCGGGAAGAACUAAGCUCAGGAAGCCCUACCUCUAGUGCAAAGUUGAAUGGUGCUGCACGGGCCCCACGAUCUGGUGCAUGCGUGGCUCAAAAAAUGGGCCCCACGGUUCAACGUGCUGCAGUUGCUAAUGAUUGGGAGGUUUCUCAUUGUACAAACAAACUACCUUCGACUUCCGCGGUAACUAACCGUAAGCGCACGGCUUCAGGAAGGUCCCCAUCACCACCUGUGGGUCAGUGGGCCAGCCAGCGGCCCCAGAAAAGCUCCCGAACAGCGAGGCGAACACAUUUUCCCAUUGUUUCCAACGAUGGUGAAACUUUUGCCCCAGAUAAUUCGACUGAGGCAGUGGUGUGUAAUGAUAGGCGAUUGUCUGGCUCUUCUCCUCAGUGUCUUAAGUUUAAAAGUGACAACUUGUCAGCUGCGUCUGAAAGUGAGGAGUCUGGUAUUGCUGAAACCAAGCCAAAAGAUAAGAGCAAGAAGUCUGAAGAAGUGGAUGGAAAAAUUGGGUUUGAUGUCCAAAAGAUGUCAACUUUGCUACUACCACCAAGAAAAAAUAAGUUGGUAGGCAGUGAUGAGCAUAGCGAUGGUGUACGUAGGCAAGGGAGGUCCAGUCGUAGUUUGACUUCCAGUGGGUCCUUCAUGCCUUCAACUGUAGAAAAGCUUGGGAAUUUGGGAACAGCUAAACAACUGAGGAGCUCUAGAAAUAACUUAGAUAAAACUGAGAGCAAAGCAGGUCGCCCUCCCACAAGGAAGCUCUCUGAUCGUAAGGCUUAUAAACGUCAGAAACAUUCAACAGUUAAUGCUGCAGCAAAUUAUCUAGUUGGUUCCUAUGAUGGACAAGAUGAGUUAUUGGCUGCGGCAAGUGAUGUUACCAACACUGCUCAAGCGCUUUCCAGCCCAUUUUGGAAGGAGAUGGAGUAUCUGUUUCGUUUUAUAUCGCACUUGGACAUUACUUUUUUGAAUAAACAGAUGAAUGGUAGAAAUGCUGUGGCUACGCCAGCUCCAAUAUCUACUGAGGCGAGCAAGUUCAGUAUAUUUCCGAAAGGGUUCGAUGGAGAUGGGGAUGAAGUUGGAAGUGUUGACUUUUUUGCAGAGCAUGGAGUUUCAGGAACAACUAAGCCUGCCCCGAUCUCCUUAUAUCAGAGACUGAUGGCAGCGCUAAUCCCUGAAGAAGCAGGUGAAGAAUUAUCUUGCUGUGGAAAUGAAGAUCCCAAGUUCAUUGCCUACCAGCCUGCAUUUGAUCUAGACAUGGAUUCAGAUUCGGACAUAUUUCAUGCAAGAACAAUAUACAACAGUGGUUCAAGACACCCUGCUUCUAAUGGCUAUAGGAAAUAUGCGAGUGGAAAUUCAUUUGUUGAGACAGACCAUAUUACGCUGGAUAGUAGCAUUAGACCUGCUAGAGAGUCACAUUUCUUAUCAGAGUGUAACCUUACCCAGAGCGGUCUAUUGCCAGAUGAAAUAGUGGUGUCUGAUGUUCUUUUUACUGAAUAUCAGUAUAAUAAAAUGUCAAUAAAUGAGAGACUUCUCCUGGAGAUCCAAUAUAUUGGAAUCUACCCUGAUUUAGAUACUGGCAUGGCGCAGAACCGGGAAGAAGAAAUUAGGGGAGAUAUCAGUAAUUUAGACAAGAAGUAUCAGGAACUGGUAUCGCAAAAGAAUGGUAUGCUGCACAAGCUGCUUAACUAUGCUGAUAAGACAAGAGUGUGUCAAGAGAAGGACUUUGAACAGCUUGCUUUUGACAAACUCGUAGAGAUGGCAUAUAAGAAAUAUUUGGCUUGCUGUGGCCGUAAUGCGCAUGGGAUGAAAAGUGGGAAAAUUGCAAAACAAGCUGCACUAGCGUUUGUUAAGCGAACAUUGGAAAGGUAUCAAGAAUUUGAGGAGACUGGCAAGAGCUGCUUUAAUGAGUCUUUAUUUAAAGAAAUGUUUAUGUCUGGGAUAUCCCACUUUGGUGAUGGACAAUUAGAUUCAAUUACCGGUGGUGAACCUGGCAGCUCUGGGGAUGCAAGACCUUCAGUUUCAUUAGGAAAACAGCAAAGUCCAUCUUCAAACCAGGAAGUAUUUACUGAAGGCAGUGUAGUUUAUGAAGUGAAUAGGGUCAGAAGAAGAGAGUUGUUUCUUGAUGAUGUUGGUAAUAAUGUUGCUACAUCAGGCAUACCUUUGAGCACUGCAAAAGGAAAACGAAGUGAGAGGGAGAGGGAUGGGAAAGGAACUUACAGAGAGAUCCUAUCCAGAAAUGGAUCUAAUAAAAUUGGUCGGUCUACCUCAACCAACAUGAAGGGAGAAAGGAAGCCUAAAGCAAAACCCAAACAGAAAACUGCUCAGCUCUCUACUUCUAUGAAUAGUCUAGUUGGCAAGAUUUCAGAGCAAUCCAAGCCAACCGGGUCCUCAGUAUCAAAAACAAAUGAGAUAACCAUAAACUACACCAUCAAGGAUAAGAAAGAGUGUGAGUCUGAAGAAUUGGAGGACCCUAUUGAUUUAUCUGGCUUACAGCUCCCUGGAAUGGAUGUUUUAGGUGUUCCUGAUGAUCUGGGCAACCAAGGACAGGAUAUAGGAUCUUGGUUAAACUUUGAUGAUGAUGGAUUACAAGAUCACGAUUUCAUGGGGCUUGAAAUCCCAAUGGAUGAUCUUGCAGACUUGAAUAUGAUGGUUUGAUGAUACCUGGCCAGUAUUGUAUAUUAUAUACGCUGACAAGAAGGGAGCCUCUUGUUGUUGUUGAGAAUGUUCAAAUUGCAGACUUGAAUAUGAUGGUUUGAUGAUCUAUGGCCAGUAUCUUAUAAUUAUAUACGCUCUCAAGAAUGGAACUUCUUGUUGUUGAGAAUGUUCAAAUGCACCACAUGGGGUCAUACAAACUCUUACACCUGGUAUUAUGGUUAAUGCAUUCUUUUAUGCAACCACGCAUGAGUCCACUUUCGGUGGUCUUUUCAAAUCCUUCGGGGGCUUUGUUUCUUUUUAUUUUUCUUACGACCAUGACUGUAAAGAUCUCCUUUUUGUACAACAAAAGUAGUGUCUUUAGUUCUAUAGUGCUCUAAGAGCAAAGCUGUAUUUUUUUUAUUUAUAGCAAUAUAGGCCAUUGAACAUCACCCGUCUUCUGUAUAUAAGUUAUGUGUUUUCAAUAGAAUAAGUCCACCCAUCUUGCAAAA
This is a messenger RNA of Cuscuta epithymum, 15874 nucleotides long. The record is from the annotation of a GenBank genome assembly. NCBI's taxonomy places the organism in Eukaryota, Viridiplantae, Streptophyta, Magnoliopsida, Solanales, Convolvulaceae.